AUGGAGAGACAGCACACCUUCCAACGACUGAAGCAGCCAUGCAUCGACGUCCUGCAAGUCACUGCAACCCUCGCCCAAAGGCCAAGCGGGAAGCGUGAUCUGGUCCAGGCACUCGCCAAUCUACUGACGGUUCUCAACACUGCCACGUCGAAACCAGGAGCCCUGGAUGCAAAGCUGGCUGAAUACGCCUUUGUGCCUGUCUCCCAGGUCCUCAGGCUCUCUCGACAAGUCCCCGUGCGCGCUCUCGAGCUUUGCCUCGAAUGCCUCUCGACCCUUCUGCGCGCUGGCUGGGGCGGCGGCCUUGAGCCUGCCCUGUCCGGCCAACUUCUGAUCCUGUUCACAUUCUUGGCAAAACCCUCUUCUGCCGAGAAUGGCAUCGCUGCGACGUCAGAGGAGCUGCAAGCACUGGCAUUCAAAUGCAUCGGUGAACUCCUCGCUGAAGCUUCUCGCUCGCACUCCGGCAGGGAGGCCUUGACUGCCACCAACAAUAUCCCUGCCUUGGGAGAGGCUGUUCUGACCACACUGGACAGUCUCGCUGAGAGCAAGUCCCACGGCGUCAAGCUUGCAGCUGUGAGUGUAAUGAAAAACCUGACCUCUGCGAUCGCCGACGACGAUGCUCUUGCCAGCUUCUUCCCCAAAAUCGUCUCUUCCCUCACCAAGGUUCUGACGCCGGGCAGCGCGAACAAAGCCGGAUUCCGCGUCAUCGAGCAAAGUAUUCAAGUGCUGACUUUGCUCUUCCUGCGUUUGCUGAGCGACCGGAAGACAAAGAAUUUACCUCAAGAGACCUCUGCAAAAGACAGCAGGCAGGUGUUGCGCUCGACAUCAUGGCUGCAGGCCACCGCCUCCCAAAUCAAGAUCGCCUUGGCCAACAUCUACAAGAUGCGCAACCACGACAAGUCCGAGGUUCGACGAGCGCUCCUGAAGCUGUGUCUGUGUGUCAUCCAGGAUUGCCGAACGCCGCUCUCAGACUGCACAAGCAUGAGCAUGGAAACCGUCAUCAGUCUGGCCGGACGAGACGGAGAACACGACACGAUUGAAGAUGAGCUGCGCAUAAUCCUACUCGCGGACCAAAAACUCUCUGACCUCCUCCGCGAAAGCCUCCACGACUGGGUAGUCUCGUUUCCCCGCAUCAUGCAGUCGAAAGAUGACAACAAACGCCGUCUGAUCAUCCACCAAAUCUCUGUAACGCUGCGUCUACUCGGACAGGACCCUGCAAUGAUCGACGACCGACUGGCUGAUGGCCUCCGAGACGGCGUUUCUGCAGUUCUGGCAGAUUCAAAGGGCCUGGAAGAUCUCGGCACCGCGGCCGCAGGCUCGUCAGUCGAGACAGGCCUGGCAUUGAGCACCAAUAAUCACCCGACGUUCCAACCUCUUCAGCUGCGACUCAAGGGUCAACAAGAUCUAAUGGCUGAGUUCAGAAUACUGCUAUUGCAGCUGGCCAAGUCGGACUCCGCACUGAAUGUGGUGCAAGACCUGGUCCGCACCAUCGACACUGGCACGCAGGAGAUGAAGCUGGCCAGCUACUGGGUCUCCGUCAACCUGCUCAGAGACUUGACCACCACCAAUCCAUCGUUUGACGACUUGAUUGACACGGGGUCGUCGAAUCCGCGAGAAGAGCUCCUGGACCACCUUUACGCGCAUUCUGUGACACUACUGACGGAUCGAGACCCCACCGCCGUGUCGUCGUGGCACUUCUACGCGCUGGCCUUGGAGACGGUCGCUCUGCAAGCAGUACGUUACCGCACAGAGUUCCGUGCUGAGUUGGGGGAGGUGCUGUAUCCAAUCCUGCAUCAACUUGGAAGCUCGAAUCCAGCGCUUCGUGAGCACGCUGUCACCUGUCUCAACAUCACAUCAGAGGCAGCCGGUUACUCUGGUGCUCGUGAGCUCGUCGUGGACAACGUUGACUACAUUGUCAAUGCGGUAGGGCUGAAGCUCGCGGUUGGCGAUGUCUCACCUCAAGCACCCCAGGUCUUACUGAUGAUGAUGCGACUGUGCGGUCCGUCUCUGCUUCCGUACCUGGACGACCUUGUCGGAAGCAUCUUCGAGGCGCUGGAGCGGUACCACGGCUACCCAGCGCUGGUCGAGCUCCUCUUCUCUGUGCUCAAGGGCAUGACUGAGGAAGGCGUCAAAGCACCACAGCUCGCCAUAGAAGCGUCCGCCGCACCCCGCCCGACCGCUACCAUGACAGACGUCGUGAGCACGCUCAGCCAGAUGAAAGCAGACAAACUAAAACGCGCGCAAGAAGCCGCAAACGAAGUACCCGAGCCUUUCCCUCAGCGGCCAUGGGCAGAAACCACGCCGGAUGCACCCACCGACGACCAACCUCCGCCCGAAAAGCCGGAGCCUCCACCUCCAGCACCACGAACCUACCAGAUCCUGCUCACCAUCUCAGAGCUGACACAGCACUACCUAACGUCCACCUCGCCCUCCCUCCGAACCUCUCUCCUCUCCCUCCUACAAACCGCCAUCCCCGCACUAGCUAAGCACGAGACUUCGUUCCUUCCACUCAUCAACACGCUCUGGCCUGUGCUGCUCCCGCGGCUGCAAGAUCCAGAAGCGUACAUCACCUCCAAUGCACUCGACGUUGUGGGGUUGAUGUGCGCACACGCGGGGCCAUUCAUGCGGACGCGGAUCGAAGGCGCGUGGGAUGCAAUCCGGAACGUUGGACGGCGGACGCGGGAGCGGAAGCUGCACAGCGGAAGCAAGACAAGUCUCCUCGCCGGGGGCGUGAAAACGCGAGAUGUGGAAUCCGGGUUGUCCCACGUCAGUCUCUCUGCAGACACCACUUCAUCGCAUCCGGCUCUCUACACCAGCACCCCCGCCCGCAUGAUCUGGGACGCGCUGGUGCGCUGUUUGUGCGCCGUGGCUGCGCACGUUCCGUUGAGAGAAGAGCAGUUCGAGCAGCUUCUUGAUAUCUUGGAUCCUGUGCUGGCCACUCCAGACGUGAGAACAGCACUAGAGGCGGCGAAUGCAGAUGCUGUGUGGUUGCGAUUGUACAGGCAGGCGCGUGAAAACAAGGCAGGAAUCGACGUAGCCAGCACACCCGUGGGUCAGAGGUGGACAUUUGUUGGUGUUUAG
This is a messenger RNA of Ascochyta rabiei, 3078 nucleotides long. RefSeq lists its product as uncharacterized. NCBI's taxonomy places the organism in Eukaryota, Fungi, Ascomycota, Dothideomycetes, Pleosporales, Didymellaceae. The transcript has 2 exons. Gene Ontology annotation, cellular component: cytoplasm. Gene Ontology annotation, biological process: chromatin remodeling. The coding region runs from base 1 to 3078 and encodes 1025 amino acids. The record is from RefSeq and is a predicted model, not a curated record.